Messenger RNA from Cladocopium goreaui, 1114 nucleotides. The record is from the annotation of a GenBank genome assembly. NCBI's taxonomy places the organism in Eukaryota, Dinophyceae, Suessiales, Symbiodiniaceae.
AUGGCUGCGCGCGUCACGGAGUUGCUGAACGGCUCCGCGGUAGCACUGGCGCUGGGCGUGGCGUCGCGCACGGGGCUGCUGCGGGCACUGAGUCAGGAGCCAUCGACCGUGGAGAACAUUGCCAAAGUGUCCAAAUUGCAUCCCAGAUAUGUGGAGGAGAUCCUUGCCGUCCUGGUCUGUGGCAAAGUGGCCAUCCUCACGGAGGAGCAGCCGGCAAAGUACAGCCUCUCCGCUGAGACCAGCUCAGCCCUGGAUGGCAUGGGUUUGUACUUCGAGGAGUUGCCCCUACUGACCCGCUGCGCCUUUGACGAGGUGGUCUCAGCCGCCUCCACGGGCGGCGGGGUGCCCCCGGGAUGCUACGGAUCCUUCGGUGCUUGGAUGGGAAAACUGGCUGAUGAAAAACACGAGAAGCAGCUGAUUUCCAAGCUACUCCCCCUACUUGGAGGAGGCUCCAUGGUGUCGAAGCUCGACGCCGGCGGAGCUGAAGUCCUAGACGUGGGCUGUGGCGAAGGAACAGCGGCGUGCUUGAUUGCCGAACGCUUCCCGAAGGUUCAGGUGCAUGGGCUGGACGCCUUUGAACCUUCGAUCCAAGGGGCUCAGCGGCGCGCCAACGAGCGACAGCUGCGAAACGUUCACUUCUUGCGUGGCGAUGCCUCUGCCUUUGCACGGCCGGAGUUGAUGAAUCGCUUCGAUUUGGUCACCAGCUUUGAUGUGAUCCACGACCUCACCAGGCCCGACGCCACGCUGCAAGAGAUCCGGAAGGUCCUGAAGGCAGAUGGUAUCUUCGUGAUGGUGGACAUUCGGGCAGAGACAGGUGUUGCGAAAAACUUGGGGCACCCCAUGGCGCCUUUCCUCUACACCGUCUCUUUGAUGCACUGCAUGCCGCAGGGGAUGAACGAUGGGGGUCCUGGUCUUGGAAUGAUGUGGGGUCGGCAGAAAGCACUUUCUAUGCUGCAAGAAGCAGGCUUUGAAGUCGAGGUAGUGGAAAUGGAGUUUGACACCUUUAACGAUUGCUAUGUGAGAUCUGGCGAAGCACGGCGAAGCAAAGUCUUCGAUCCGGGAAAAGACGCGCCGGUUUUGGAGAUGGCCAUGCCUGGACUGCUUCCAGUGUGUG